GAUGAUAGUGUUGUAAGAUGGCGCCCAGCGAAAUAUGAGUGUUUGAGAAAAAGAAAAACUACAGCUGGCCAUCUAACGAAAAUUAAGAGAAAUAAAGAGUACGGCAGCCACACGGAGGCGUGAAUAGCACUUCGCUUUCCGGUUUGUUAGAAGAGGAGCGCUGUUUCAAGGGCAGAGAAGCGGUUGUGGGUGGCUCGAGCCUCGGCCCGUUUGAGGAAGAGAGAUCCUCCCCAGAGAAGAAGACCCAGUCAGCAGCAAUGAAUAACUCCCUGGAUGGCACAGGCUCCUAUGAGGAGCUUGUGAGGCAGAAAGCUCGGAGCAUCCCUCAGCAUCGCAUGAAGGAGUUCCUGGAGUCCUUGGCCAGCAAAGGCCCAGAUGCCUUGCAGGAGUUCAGCCAGCAAGGCGGAGAUACUACGACCACUACCACCACUAUGGUCUACCAACAAGAGGCUAACUGUAUCUACACAGACAGCACAGAGGUGGCAGGAUCAUUGUUGGAGUUGGCUUGUCCGGUUCAGGUGCAGGUUCAGCCGCAGCAGCAACAGAUACAGGAGUCCACGUCUCAGCAGCAGUCUGUACAACAGAAUGCAGAGCAACAGAUUGUGCAGGUGCAGAUCCAGGGCCAGCAGCAAGGUCAGAUGCUGGGUCAGGUCCUCCAAGUGCCCUCUGGGUCCCAUCAACAGCUUCAAGGUGUGACCACUGCACAGUUGAUUCAGCCUGGCGAACUCACCGAGGAGCAGCACCAACAGCUGCAAGCCCAGCUGGUGGCAGCUGUUGCAGGAGGACAGCAGAUUCAGAUCCAGACAGUGGGGGCUCUCUCUCCCACCCAGCAGCAGGACAAUGUUGAGAGGAGGGUGCUGGGCACUACCGUUGCCACAUCACAGGGAGCAGGUGUCCUCCAGCCAGCCAAGAAGCGCAAGGUUGAUAUGCCCAUCACUGUGUCCUACGCCUUGCCUGGUCAGCAAGUAGCCACAGUCCUGGCUAUCCCUCAGGGACAGGGCCAGCAGCAAAGUUACGUGUCCCUGCGGCCGGACCUCCUAACUGUGGACAGCUCCCACCUUUACAGUGCCACAGGCACUAUCACCAGUCCCACAGGGGAGACCUGGACAAUCCCAGUCUAUUCUGCUCCUGCAGGUUCCGGAGGCCGUGAGCAGGUCACGCACAUUGCCAUCCCCCAGGAGGCCUAUGGGACAGUGCAGGUUGCAGGGACAAACACUACAACAAUGACUACAAUGCCAACACAAGUUACAGUUGAAAAUGACAAGCUUAAAAGUCAAAGUCAAACAGUGCAGGCUGUUUCCAGCAUAACAAGCUCCGGGGGAAUGGGAGGCCAGGAAGAAGUGGUGCACACACUGGCUGCAAACACACUGUUCCCUGCCCAGCUGAUGAACGGAAACAUCCACAUCCCAGUGGCAGUACAGGGCUACUCCAAUGCUACACAGUCACUUAUCUGGGAUCCACAGCAGCAGGUGCUGCACACACAGGGGCUGUCAGGGCAGGAUGCGCAGCAGCUGCAGGGUCAGACAGUGGUAGCAGAGGUAGAUGGUCAAGGUCAGCAGCAGGUGCAGGUGCAGGAGCUGCUGCUUCCUGCCACUCUGAAGCCAGAGGAGGGGCUGGAGGUGUGGGGGCUUUGGGCUCAGCGGAAAAACGCAGAGUUGGAAAAAUCAGACAAGAAUAAACUGGCACCAAUUGGCCGGCGCCAGGCACUGCGUUUCCAGGAGGACUUGGUGUCCUGUGCGGUAGCUGAGCUCUGCAUGGGUCUCUCUUUGAUGACAACAGAGGCUCGGGGGCUUGAAGGGGAGACUUAUGAAGCCGAUGUUCUCUACUAUGUAUUUCUGUGCAUACAAAAAUAUCUGUUUGAUAAUGGUCGUGUGGACGACGUUUUCUCAGAUCAGUACUACACUCGCUUUGCUCACAGUUUGCACCAGAUCCUGGAGCCUUGGAGACCAUCUAUUCAUCCGCUAGGUUAUAUCAUCCCCAGUCAUGUGACGGAGGAGAUGCUGUGGGAAUGUAAACAGCUGGGAGCUCAUUCUCCCUCGACGCUGCUCACAACUUUAAUGUUCUUCAACACCAAGUAUUUCCACCUGAAGACAGUGGAUCAGCAUCUAAAAGUGGCCUUUUCUAAAGUGCUGAGACACACCAGGAAGAGUCCCAACAACCCCAAAGACAAGAGCACCAGCAUCCGAUACCUUAAGUCAACAGAGAGGUUCAUAGGACAGAAAGUCUCUGUCAGUCCGCAGAGUGCUAAAGGUCGCAAUGAUACCUUCUACCUGACUCCUGAGCCUGUGGUGGCUCCAAACAGCCCCAUCUGGUACUCAACUCAACCUAUCCCAAAAGAACAGCUGGAGCAGAUGCUCGCCCGCAUCCUCGUCGUCCGCGAAAUCCAGGAAGCCAUUAACAUGUCGGAGAGCGUGCACUAGUUGGACCGGAGGAGAAGGAUAAAUGGACUAGACUCUUCCUCUUUCUCUUCACCCAGCCUUUGAUUGCUCAUUAUUAGUAGUUUUCUAUUCUCUCACACCCUCUUGUGGUCUUAAAGGGUGGCAUGUAUAUGUUUAUAUUCACUAUGUGUGAGCAUAUCUUACUUUCACGGACUGUACAUAAAACCAAUACAGAUAAUAAUCUGUCUUAUGGAGGCAAUCUCUCGACUUUACCACCAAGUUAGUUUCUUUCUGUUUGGCCAAAGGAUGUAGUGUCUAAUCUUUUUAUUGGACCUGAACUCUAAUUUAAAUGUUAUUUUAACUGUUGGUUCUCCUUACCAAUAGUCUGGAAUUUUCCCUUCCCCAUUUUGUUUUAAUCUGUAAUAUAUUUCAUAUAUAUUUUCACUGGGGUUGGCCUGCGCUACGCUGCUUUUCAUAAACAUCCCUCUCUGUUGCUCUUCUUCCCCUCAUCUGCCUUGGUCACUGUUGAGUGUCACAGUGAAUACCUCAGUGGUAUUAAGACUGCAUUAAGGAGCCAAACAUAGGCUCAAAGCUAAUUUUCAACUUUCUCCCUUUUUCUUUGUAUUUCCACUCUCGUCUGUCUCGAGCUGAAUCCACAUGCAGACACACUGAACUCUGGAGAUGACUCGCUUGUUAGUGAAUGCUGUUUGCUUGCUGUUGGACUAGCUCGGCAGCCUUGAAUCACACUAGGACACAGACUUGACUGCAAUACAGUGUCGCCACUCGCCCUGCAGCUACUAGCACUUGCCACACGGUGGAGACGUUGGCAGACGGAGGGGCGAAGGCUGCCAACUGCUGCUGGAUCCUCCUCUCUCUCUGUCCUGUCCAUUGCAAACUCCAAAACUCACCCGAAGAGGGAUCUGUUGUAUCAUACAUGUUUAUUACAUGACAGAUGAGAGACUCUAAAAAAGUGGGUUAGCCCUUUUAUGUUCUAUAAUGUAUAAUACUCAUAGCUCCUUCAUGUACUGUAAUGGGUUUCAGUCAUCUAAGGAGAAUGGCAGUGCCUGUGUGUUUUUGAAACAUGACCUUUUUUGUACAGCCACUA
Molecule: messenger RNA, 3483 nt
Organism: Epinephelus lanceolatus (giant grouper)
Lineage: Eukaryota; Metazoa; Chordata; Actinopteri; Perciformes; Serranidae
Source: RefSeq, a predicted model, not a curated record